AUGGUACGACAAGCAUCAUCUAUUGUUUUUAUUCUUUUAACAAUUUUAUAUACACUUUUCAAUCAAGCUAAUUGUAAAUCCGGUGGUGGCCAUUAUUCUUCACAACGUUCGCUUAGUUCUGUAUCUUCUAGCGGAUAUGGUUAUUCUCCUGGAAAUCAACAGAAUUCCAUAAGUAAUUCAUGGUUUCCUCAGGAUAUGAAUUCAUGGUAUGAUUACGUUUUUAUCUCAAUAAAUUUUUCCGAGUUGGCAUGCCAACUUGUUUUCACCAGUUUAAAAAUACCUCAUAAAGAUAAUUCAAUGCCUUCUUCUUCAAAUUCCCAACAACACUCACAAUCUAUGAUAAAUUAUUAUAAUCAUCCAUAUUAUCAUAUAGCUCUCAAUGAUUCGGAUUCAAUUCCUGAUGAACAACGUUUAAUGGCACAACUAUUAAGAAAUUACGAUCCAUCAGCAAGACCUGUAUAUAAUGCAUCAAAUACAGUCAACGUUGCUUUUGGUAUUGCUUUGGCUCAACUAAGCGAUAUGGAUGAAAAAAAUCAAGUAUUAACUACAAAUAUAUGGCUUGAACAGGAAUGGUAUGAUGAGCGGUUAAUAUGGAAUGCAUCAGAUUUUAAUGGCUUAACAACGCUUCGGUUACCAUGUUCAAAAAUUUGGUUACCCGAUAUUGUUUUAUAUAAUUCAGCUGAUGAUUAUACACAAGGUUAUUAUCAAAGUAAAGCCAUGGUUGAUAAUAAUGGACAUGUUUUUUGGCCGCCACCAGCUAAAUUUCGAUCAUCAUGCAAAAUUGAUGUAACUUUUUUUCCAUUUGAUGAUCAAUUGUGCAAAUUAAAAUUUGGUUCAUGGACAUAUGAUGCAGCUCAAGUUAAUUUAACUAAACGACGUGAUCAGGUAGAUAUGACAAAUUAUAUACGUUCAGGUGAAUGGCAUAUUGUGCGUAUUGAAAUCAAACGUAACGACGUUACUUAUCCAUGUUGUCCAGAAAUUUACUAUCCUGAUGUUACAAUUUAUGUUCACAUCCGUCGACGUGUAUUAUAUUAUUUAUUUAAUAUUAUAUUUCCUUGUAUAUGGCUUUCAAUUCUUUCAUUACUUGGCUUUUGGCUUCCACCAGAUUCUGGAGAAAAAAUUACGCUUGGUAUCACUGUACUUCUUGCUUUCUCUGUUUUCAUGUUAUUAAUUGCUGAAUCAAUGCCUGCAACAAGUGAAAUGGUUCCACUUAUAGAGAUCUAUUUAACUAUUGUUAUGGCACUUACAUCAUUAUCCAUUGUGCUUACUGUUUACGUACUUCAAUUACAUCAUUCGGGUCCUGUUGUUAUUCCUAUUCCACAUGCAUUUAAAUAUUCAUUAAUUAGAUAUAUAGCACCUGCGAUUGGAAUGCGAAGCACCAUUCAGAUUUAUGCACAAGAACAUAAUUUAGUUGAAACAGAUGAAGUUUAUCGAUGUUUCGCUAAAUCAAAAACAAGACCACCCAUAGAAAGUCCAUUAAUUAAAAACAAAAAUAAAUUUAUUUCCGCUCAAAAAAAUAAUAUCAAAUAUCGUAAAAGCAGUUCCUAUCAAAAAGAAGUUCAACUUUAUGAUAAUAAUAGUGGUGAUGAUGAAGAUGAUGAUGAUAAAAAAAUAAUGAAAGAAUUUUUAGCAAGCUCACCCACCUGUAAUGGUGAUAUUCAUACAAUACCACCAUCUAAUAAACGAUCUAAUAAUCAACAUCAUCAUCGUUCUCGUUCACGUGUUCCUCAAAUAGUUCUUAUACCUCAGCAAUCUCAUCCGUUAUCAUCAUCACCAUCUCCAAGAAACGUUCAUAAUCAUUCGCAAUAUGAAUAUUUUAAUUCUAAUAUGUCUCUACUUGAAAAACAUUUAAAACAUUUGAUUGAUAAACAGAAGCAUGAAGAAGACAGAAAUGAAAUAAUCAACGAAUGGAAAUUGAUGGCACUUAUUAUGGAUAGAUUAUUAUUUUGGCUUUUUGCAAGUUUAACUAUUUUGAGUACACUUUUAUGUUUAAUUAUAAUCCCGUUCUUAAAAAACGCUGGAUAUAUACCAGCAUUGGCAAACGAUUUAAUUAUGGAUUAUAAACCAACAUCAGAGGCAGCAAGAAAUGUGAUUGAAGAACAAAUAAAAACUAAUCUCACUGGAACAUCAACAUAA
Messenger RNA from Rotaria socialis, 2136 nucleotides. NCBI's taxonomy places the organism in Eukaryota, Metazoa, Rotifera, Eurotatoria, Philodinida, Philodinidae. The record is from the annotation of a GenBank genome assembly.